Messenger RNA from Pneumocystis murina B123, 1764 nucleotides. RefSeq names its product proline-tRNA ligase. The transcript is spliced from 9 exons. NCBI's taxonomy places the organism in Eukaryota, Fungi, Ascomycota, Pneumocystomycetes, Pneumocystales, Pneumocystaceae. Gene Ontology annotation, biological process: prolyl-tRNA aminoacylation. Gene Ontology annotation, cellular component: mitochondrion; cytoplasm. The record is from RefSeq and is a predicted model, not a curated record. The coding region runs from base 1 to 1764 and encodes 587 amino acids. Gene Ontology annotation, molecular function: proline-tRNA ligase activity; ATP binding.
AUGAAAGAUAUAUUUUUUAGCCGGCUAAUUUUUCUAAAAAAAAUUAAAAUGUUAAUUAAAAUUAGUUAUCAUAAUAGAAAUUCUAUAAGAAAUCCUUCAAGAUAUCACAGUUUUCCAUCAUAUUUGUUCUUUAAUUCUUGUAUUCUAUUCUUUUCUCAUAAACGCUUCAAUUUUAUCUCUACCCAUUCAAGGCCAUGUUUAAGCAAUAUAUUUAUUCCGCAUGGUAUUUCUUGUCAAAAUUCCCAAAAAAUAGAUAAAAGUGGACAUGAUCUUUUAAUUAAAGCUGGAUUUUUACGUCAAUCAUCAUCAGGAAUAUAUACAAUUUUGCCACUAGCAUUAAGAGUUCAAGAAAAAAUAGAAAAUAUUAUUGAUACAUCAUUAUAUAAAAUUAAUGCAUCUAAAAUCUCUCUUCCAAAUCUUUCAACAUCUUAUUUGUGGAAAAAAUCAAGGAGAUGGGAUUUAUUAGGAAAUGAACUUUUUAGACUGAAAAAUAGAAGGGGAACAGAAUACUGUCUUUCUCCUACGCAUGAAGAAGAAAUAACAAACUUAAUUGCAACAGAAAUAUCAAGUUGGAGACAACUUCCUUUAAAAUUAUAUCAAACAGGAAAAAAGUUUAGGGAUGAAAUACGUCCUAGAAGAGGUUUAUUAAGAGGAUAUGAAUUUAUUAUGAAUGAUUUAUAUACAUUUGAUAAAUCUAAAGAAGAUGCGCUACAGACCUAUAAAUUAAUAUGUGACACAUAUAAAGAAAUUUUUUCUAAACUUGAAUUACCAAUAGUUAUGGCAGAAGCGAAUAAUGGUAACAUUGGAGGAGAUCUUUCUCAUGAAUUUCAUAUUAUAUUUUCAUGCGGGGAAGAUACUCUUAUUAUAUGUAAAUCAUGUGGAUAUAUUUCAAAUGAAGAAUUUACACAUGUUAAAUUGAAAUUUCAAAUUCCAUUUAAAUUAGAGAAUUGCAAUUGUUUCUACAUUAAGGAUAUAAACGACAUUAUUAUAGGAAUUGCAUAUGUACCAAUUGAUAGGGAAAUUAAUCUAUUACUUGUAAAUAAAAUGAUGAAGAGCAUAAACUCGGAAAUAUUUACUAUAACGCCGAAUACUGAUGUAAAAAGAGGAACUAAAAAUCAUUACAAAAAUGAAAUUAUUCAUAUUCUUGAUGAAAAUUUUAAUCCUAACUCUUUUACGUAUCCAAAUCAUUUGAAAUGUUUUCGAAAUAGAUUAAUAACAGCAUCUAUCAUUAAAUCAAGAAAAAAAGAUUUAUGUUACAAAUGUUCCAAACCCUUAAUAUCUCAAAAAAGUAUAGAAUUAGCACAUACAUUUUAUCUUGGUACAAAAUAUUCAUCAGCUUUAUCAGCAACGUUUACAUCUGAAAAAGAUAAUAAUAUUUUACCAAUUGAAAUGGGUUGUUAUGGAAUAGGCAUCUCAAGAAUAUUAUCUUCUAUAGCAGAAAUAAAUAAAGAUGACAAAGGUUUAAUUUGGCCAAUAACCAUUGCUCCCUGGAAGGCUGUAAUUAUAUCAACAUCGGAUUUAGAUCAUAUGUUAUAUAAAGUAUAUGACAUGAUUUUUUGUUAUUUCGAAAAAGAUUCUAUUAUUAUAGAUGAUAGAAAAAAUAAAGGAUUUAUAUGGAAAAUGAAAGAUUCAGAUUUAAUAGGAUUCCCGUAUACUAUAAUUAUAGGAAGACAUUGGAAAGAAACUGGAGAACUUGAAAUUCAGAUAAGGAAGACAGGGGAAAAAAUAUUUGUGAAACCUGAAAAUAUUAAAAAUAUUAUCUAA